AUUUGUUGACUGAAGAAAAUUAAUUUACGGUCAUACAAGAAGUUAGCAGACUUAACAGCCCAAAUGUGCCAACAAUUGACGAAGUAUUUACUCUGGAGAAUAAAGAUACUGCGAUUGAAGGUGCUUGGAAAGAAGAAAAUAUAGUUUGCUCUUAUUUAUCAGAUGACGUGAAUUACGAGGACAUGCCAGAUGACGUGAAUUACAAGAACAUGGCAGAUGAUGUGAAGCAUGACGAUAUGCCAGAUGACGCAUCAAUAACGUUCAGAGAAAUAGGCGACGACGAUCUGAUACAGAAUUGUAAAUCAACAGCUUAGAAAAGAGUGAUUUGACGUAUGUUUCCAAAGACAAAGAAGCCAUUGGGAAUGAGAACGGGAGUGACAAAAAACCAUUUGUUGCAAAAUAUGCUGUUCAUAUAAGACAACCAACUGUCAAAAUUUUGUCAAUUCCUCAUGACACCUUAGGUCACAUAAUGGAUUGUCCAAAACUAACAUUUGAUUCAAUCUUCACUACCGAAUGCUCAUCAGAAGUAUCGUUUACACUAAGUCAGGAUGAAUGGUGGCAGAUGGUACCCACGUAUUUAUCACCAAAUCGCCUUCAAAACAAUUGGACAAAGAUAAUUGCCAAACACCUGCAACUAUCUAAUCCAUUUUGCAGUUUCAUCUUCGACAGGCAUUAUGUUCAGAAACAAAACUCACGAAAGCGAUGUUACAAAAUCUAUUUCAAAGCUAAUGGUCGAUGUAUAUUUGAAAACUGUUCGUGCCGCUUUACUCUCGCAAUGAGCAAAGAUGAUUUUCAUCAAAAAAUUGUUCAUGUGAAAUACACUUGUAGCAUCAAACAUACAAAUUGUGAAAGAAAAUCUCGUGCCAUUAAAGGAGAAAAACGCGCUCAAUUCAGGGAAGAAUUCUGCAGUGGCCCUCUUAAGCCAUCCGUUAUGUAUCAGAAGAGAAAACUGGACGUUUUCCCUGAUGCAAUGGCAUCUGGAAAUACAACAGGCUGUGGCAAUAAACCUGAAACAAUGAGAAAAAUUGCAAGUGAAGGAAAACAGUUGUUGCAACAAGAUAAAGACCUUUCAUGCUCUCUGGAAAAAAUAAGAAGAACGCUUCUUGGAAAGGAAACUACACGCGAAUUUCCAAAAUCAAAAGCCCACGACGGUUUCGUACAUACUAUUGCAAUGCAUCCUCUCAUCGUUCCCAUGGGAUUAGAGAAUGAAGUGCGUUUGUGGCACGGUGGAUGCAAGAAUGAUAUUUCUUAUCUUGACGCAACUGGAACAUUGGUUGCUGAUCACAACGGGAAGCGCGUCCUUUAUUAUGCAUUAGUAAUACGCCAUCCAGUAGAAAAUGAACCAUCGUUUCCAGUCGCAGAAAUGAUUACUUCGGAUCAUACAACGGGAAAUAUUCACUCAUUUUUAGAAAGAUUUCGGCGAGACGAAUCAAAGUUAUAUAGAGGGAAUCUAUCAUCUCCAAGACAGGUAAACACUGACUAUUCAAGGGCUUUAUUAAUGGCAGUUUUGCAGGAAUCCAAUAACGAAUCAAGGGCAGCAUUCUUCAAGAGAGCUUUCAGGAUAGUCAAUGGUAGAAGUCUUGACAAUGAUUUAGCUCUUAUAGUACCUCAUGUUGGAUGUAGUCACUUCAUGCACAUUGUUCACAGGUAUCUCAAAAAAUAGGAUUCUGUCGAAAAUUUGGUACGGCCUGGAGAAACUAGAACGUCCAUUGGGGAGGGGGGUAGUGCGGUGGUAAAUAUUCAUAUAUUCAGAUCUGCUCGACUGAUUUUGUUUGUUAGCGAUCUUUAACGUUCUAGUUUCGGCCCUGUUCUCAAAUCUUAAUCCAUUUUUCAAAAACAAUGAGAGAAAUGCGGUAUGCAGUUUUUCAAUAAAGACUAAAUAUGCAAUGCCCGUAUUUCUCUCUAAACAGAUUUAUCACAAACCGAUUUUUUUAUCCAGGCAUGUACGAUUUAAGGCACAAAAUGCCUCAAACGAAAAAAAGGACAAAGAAAUAGUGUGGCUACUUUAAAAUUGAUUUUUAAACGCGCAGAUGGCUAAACAUCUAUCUCACUAAAAGUUAUUGCUUUUGUAUGACCAUCAGUAGCACAUCCAGCAAAAGUCAAAAUAUAUUAUUAGUGCUUAAUUUCUGAAGACUAAAAUUUUACCAAUCACCAAGUUGAGUCUAACAUC
Xenia sp. Carnegie-2017 is the source of this 2170-nucleotide messenger RNA. RefSeq lists its product as uncharacterized. The record is from RefSeq and is a predicted model, not a curated record. The transcript has a single exon. Lineage: Eukaryota; Metazoa; Cnidaria; Anthozoa; Malacalcyonacea; Xeniidae. Bases 470 to 1663 code for a protein of 397 amino acids.